Messenger RNA from Temnothorax curvispinosus, 1279 nucleotides. RefSeq names its product odorant receptor 22c-like. Bases 16 to 1137 code for a protein of 373 amino acids. NCBI's taxonomy places the organism in Eukaryota, Metazoa, Arthropoda, Insecta, Hymenoptera, Formicidae. The record is from RefSeq and is a predicted model, not a curated record. The transcript has 7 exons. Gene Ontology annotation, cellular component: plasma membrane. Gene Ontology annotation, molecular function: olfactory receptor activity; odorant binding. Gene Ontology annotation, biological process: sensory perception of smell; detection of chemical stimulus involved in sensory perception of smell.
CGUCGUGUCUUAAACAUGGAGGGAAAGGUAACGCUGGAUAAAGUAAUCGCCUUUCUGAGGGUAUACUUGACAUUCGCUUGCUGUUGGCCUCUUCCACCGAACGCGACGAAGCUCCAAAGACUCGUUCGCAGUGCCUUCCAGUGUUUUUGCCUCACGAACUCGAUAGUACUCGCCAUUGCGGCGGUAUGGACACUCUACAAGCACAGCGAUAAUGUGCUUCUAGUGAUGAAAUUAGGAUGCCAAUUGAGCGCCAUCGUGCAAGUUCCAUUACAGCUGAUACUCUUUACGAUGCAAAACAAACGUUUGCAGUUUAUUAUUUUGGAAAUGGAGAGUUAUUAUCAGAGAGCGCAAGAAUAUGAAAAGGAAAUUAUUCAACAAUAUGUCGACAAAUGCAAGUUAUUUUAUGGUAUCAUUCUUUGUUGGUUGGCAAUGACAGGAAUCAGCGUUAUAAUGACGCCUUUAUUUUCGUCACAAUCAUUUCCAAGUGAGGCGGAGUACCCGUUCGACGUGCAACUUCAACCAUUGAAAACUAUCAUUUACGCGCAUCAUAUAUUAAUCGCUUAUCAAUGUGUGAUACAAGUUAGCACUAAUACCUUUCCUGCUCUCCUACUUUGGUUUGUAGCUGCCAGAUUCGACAUUUUGUCCGUUCGGUUUCGUACAACGACGAACAUCAAUGAACUGAUAAAAUAUACGCGUGAACAUAGUCUACUACUUAGGUAUGCAAGAGAAGUGACGCGUGCAAUUCGUUACGUAGCAUUAUUAUGCGUGACUUUUAGUACCGGCGCUGUAAUAUUCGGUUAUCUUACUUUUAUGAGUCGUCAACCAUGGUCAGUGAAAUGGACGUUUCUUAUGAUAGCUUUUUGUGGCUUUGUGGAACUCUAUAUGUAUGCCUGGCCAGCUGACAAUGUAAUGAGCAUGAGUACCAAUAUAGCGUCUGCCGUCUACGAAUCACUAUGGUACAGUGACGAUCUGAUUAUGCGGAAGGUUUUAGUACAUAUCAUAUUAAGAAGUCAACAUCCGGUUACCGUUUCAGUUCCAUGUGCAUUACCAAACUUGUCUAUGAACUAUUAUGCAUCGUAUAUCUCGACAGUUUUCUCAUACAUGGCAUUUGUGCGUAUCAUGAUGGGUCAGGAGUAGAAAAACGAUCAAAUUUUAGGUAAAAAUCUACAAAUUAUAUAUUUUUGAAAUGUCUUCUAGUAGAACUGCAAUGAUGAUGUAAUAAAAACGUGUGUAUUUAUUAGUAAGAAUAUCCCAUAGAUAUCCAUAUGGAAAGAUCUUA